AUGGUGCGAGUACGAGUGCCGUUGGGUAGAAUAACAAUGUCAACAGUCAACACUCCAAAAGUAGUUCAGCCCAAGUGGCUUGCACCUAAACAGGUCCCCGCGGAGAAGCCCGUUUUGAAGCUGUACAACACACUGACGAGGUCGAAGGAUGUGUUUGUGCCCAUAUCUGGGGCCAAUGUAGUUACGUGGUACUCAUGUGGGCCAACUGUGUACGAUUCGUCACAUAUGGGCCAUGCGAGGAACUAUGUCUCCAUCGAUAUCAACAGGAGAAUUAUGUCUGAUUACUUUGGCUACGAUAUCAACUUUGUUCAAAACGUCACGGAUAUCGACGACAAGAUUAUUCUGAGGGCUAGGCACAACCAUUUGUUUGAAAAAUACGAGUCAUCCGUCGAGGAAGUCACUCCUGCUGUGAUCGAGAAAGUGAAGGCUGCUUUGGCGCAGUACGUGGAGAAGAACCUCCCUAGUAGCGGCGACGUUUCCACUAUUGCCCAAUUGGAGGCGUGGUUAAAGACAGUUGAUUUUGAGAAGAUGAAACAGGAGAACCCGAAAUUCUCAAUGCAUGUCACUGCCGUGCAAAACACCUUGACCGCGUUGGAGAGUAAACAGGCGGAAAAAUCCACUUUCUUCAGCCUGGUGAAGGACACUCUCGUCCCAUUGUUGGACAAAGAGACUGGAUCUGGUUUAAACAACCUUGAGAUUUUCCGGAAACUGCCCGCAUACUGGGAGAAACAGUUCAACAAGGACAUGGGCAAACUGAACGUCUUGCCGCCCACAGUUACCACUAGAGUUUCAGAGUACGUUCCAGAGAUUGUCACCUUUGUUCAAACAAUAAUUGACAACGGGUUUGCCUAUGCGACCGCAGAUGGCUCCGUUUACUUCGACACCUCGAAGUUUGAUGCAGACUCGAAGCACUCGUACGCCAAGUGUCAGCCGUGGAACAAGGGCCAACUGGAUCUGAUCAACGACGCUGAGGGGUCGCUGUCGAACUUUAACGCGAGUGGCAAGAAAUCUAACAACGAUUUUGCCCUAUGGAAGAACUCCAAGCCUGGUGAGCCGGAAUGGGAUUCUCCAUGGGGGAAGGGAAGACCAGGGUGGCACAUUGAAUGCUCUGUCAUGGCCAGUGACGUUUUGGGGGCGAAUAUUGAUAUCCAUUCCGGUGGUAUAGAUCUGGCGUUCCCUCACCACGACAACGAAUUGGCUCAAUCUGAGGCUAAAUUUGACAACGAGCAAUGGGUGAAUUACUUCCUGCACACAGGGCAUUUGCACAUUGAGGGACAAAAGAUGUCCAAAUCGCUCAAAAACUUUAUCACCAUUGAUGAGGCGUUGCAGAAAUUUUCCGCUCGUCAACUGAGACUAGCAUUUGCAUCUGUUCAAUGGAAUAACCAACUUGACUUCAAGGAGGCGCUGAUCAACGAGGUCAAAUCAUUGGAGACUUCCUUCAACAAUUUCUUUACAAAUGUCAGAGCGUUACAGAUGGACAACCAGCAUGCGAUGGAUCAAGACCAGUACAUAACCAAGAAACCACGCGACCAAGAGAAACAGUUGUUGUCCGAUUUGGCCGCAGCGCAAACCAAAGUACACGCUGCGUUCUGCGACAACCUGUCCACCCCACAGGUCGUCAAGUCAUUAGCGGAACUCGUCACGAUCACGAAUACUUACAUCUCUGCCGUCGGGUCUGAGUUACGCAUCGAACCUGUUGUGGCCGUUUGCAAAUACGUCACCAAAAUCCUGGGCAUCAUCGGGUUCCCCGUCCGUGCCGAUGGUCUUGGUUGGGCGGGCAGCGGUUCUGACUCCACGUCUGCAAACUCCUCCCUGGAGGACACGGUCAUGCCGUACGUGAAGGUGCUUUCCACGUUCAGGGACCAAGUUCGCGCCAUGGCUAUUGAAAAAGUGGACAGUGGAGAGUACUUGCGUGUGACUGAUUCGUUGCGUGACCACGAGCUUUUGAAGUUGAACAUUGCGCUGGAUGACAGAAACGGGCAGCACGCUCUGGUCAAGUUUCUGUCCGAUGAGGAGAGAAGUGAGAUGUUAAAGUUGUUGGAAGAGAGGGAGGCCCGCGAGGAGGCUAAGAGGUUAAAGAAGGCGGAGCAACAGAAACUGAACGAAUUGAAGGAACGGGAACGUAAGGAGAAAGCUUCGUUGCGCCCCUCUGAGAUGUUCAAGAACAGCGAACUGUACAGCGCUUGGGACGAGGAAGGUCUACCAACGAAGGAUAAAGAUGGCAACGAGAUCACGAAGAGUAUGGCCAAGAAGUUGAAGAAGCAAUGGGAGCAACAGCGGAAGUUACAUGAGGAGUAUUUCGGUACGAAGUAG
Molecule: messenger RNA, 2313 nt
Organism: Huiozyma naganishii CBS 8797
Lineage: Eukaryota; Fungi; Ascomycota; Saccharomycetes; Saccharomycetales; Saccharomycetaceae
Gene: CRS1
Product: cysteine--tRNA ligase
Exons: 1
Coding region: 1-2313 (770 amino acids)
Biological process (GO): cysteinyl-tRNA aminoacylation
Cellular component (GO): cytoplasm
Molecular function (GO): cysteine-tRNA ligase activity; ATP binding
Source: RefSeq, a predicted model, not a curated record